UAGCAAGGAGCUCGUUUAUCGCGAAUCAGUUUCGAGUCGAAGUCGGUUUGUAGGUUAUUUCUCUGUGGGAGUUCAACUUUUUAACCUUUUUAAAAUGCGUGAAAUCGUUCAUCUUCAAGCGGGUCAGUGCGGAAACCAGAUUGGUGCUAAGUUUUGGGAAGUUAUUUCAGACGAACAUGGAAUUGACCCAACUGGUACAUAUCACGGUGAUUCUGACCUCCAGUUAGAAAGAAUAAACGUUUACUACAACGAAGCAACUGGAGGGAAAUAUGUACCACGAGCUGUAUUGGUCGAUUUGGAACCUGGAACAAUGGAUUCAGUUCGGUCUGGACCUUUUGGACAAAUUUUUAGACCUGACAAUUUUGUUUUCGGGCAAAGUGGGGCUGGAAAUAACUGGGCGAAAGGGCAUUACACAGAAGGCGCCGAACUGGUAGAUUCUGUUCUAGAUGUAGUCCGAAAGGAAGCGGAGAGCUGCGACUGCCUGCAAGGAUUUCAACUAACACACUCCCUCGGCGGUGGAACAGGCUCUGGAAUGGGCACUCUGCUGAUUUCAAAGAUCCGUGAGGAAUACCCUGAUCGUAUUAUGAACACUUUUAGCGUUGUUCCUUCCCCUAAAGUGUCGGAUACCGUCGUCGAACCCUACAACGCUACGCUCUCAGUUCACCAGCUAGUCGAAAACACCGACGAAACAUACUGCAUCGACAACGAAGCGCUUUACGACAUCUGCUUCAGAACUCUGAAACUGACCACCCCAACUUAUGGCGACUUGAACCAUCUUGUUUCUGCCACAAUGAGCGGUGUAACAACCUGCUUAAGAUUUCCCGGCCAGCUAAAUGCUGAUUUGAGAAAACUUGCUGUCAACAUGGUUCCCUUUCCCCGUCUUCACUUCUUUAUGCCUGGCUUUGCUCCUCUGACGAGCCGUGGUUCCCAGCAGUACCGUGCACUGACUGUUCCAGAGCUCACACAACAGAUGUUUGAUGCCAAAAACAUGAUGGCAGCCUGUGAUCCACGUCAUGGAAGAUACCUGACUGUGGCUGCAAUGUUCCGUGGCCGCAUGUCCAUGAAGGAGGUUGAUGAGCAGAUGCUGAAUGUGCAGAAUAAGAACAGCUCUUACUUUGUGGAAUGGAUCCCUAACAAUGUGAAGACUGCUGUGUGCGACAUUCCUCCUCGAGGUCUAAAGAUGUCUGCCACCUUUGUUGGUAACAGCACUGCUAUCCAGGAGCUGUUCAAGCGCAUCAGUGAACAGUUCACUGCUAUGUUCAGGCGCAAAGCCUUCUUGCACUGGUACACUGGAGAGGGUAUGGAUGAGAUGGAGUUUACUGAGGCUGAAUCCAACAUGAAUGAUCUUGUCUCUGAGUACCAACAGUACCAAGAUGCCACGGCAGAAGAGGAAGGAGAGUUUGACGAGGAAGAAGAAGAGGAGGGUGAAGCUGCCUAAACUGGUUUUACUGGAUUUGACUUUCAAACUACAUUGCACUUUUGUGUGGUUGUAGAAAAACUUGGAAUAAACUUGUAAAAAUACC
Molecule: messenger RNA, 1523 nt
Organism: Orbicella faveolata
Lineage: Eukaryota; Metazoa; Cnidaria; Anthozoa; Scleractinia; Merulinidae
Product: tubulin beta chain
Biological process (GO): microtubule-based process
Cellular component (GO): microtubule
Molecular function (GO): GTP binding; GTPase activity; structural constituent of cytoskeleton
Source: RefSeq, a predicted model, not a curated record